GGUUACCGGAUUGGGGUAGCUGUGUUUUUCCCUUGGGCCAGACAGAGAGGAGCCAGAGCGAGAAGCAGGGCGAUGCUGGGAAGAGGAUAGCCGCGAAACAUCUUUCGUGUGUUCCCCCACCUUCUUGUCUUUGAAGUUCUUCUUUCUGUCUGUCUCUGUGUUACGCAUAUCAUUGAGGGUUCUGUAUAGUUUGGAGAUAUUCUUGGGACUUUUUGGGAAUUGGCAGUCAUUGGCAUCGAUUGCUAGAGAGAGAGCUCCGAGGUAUCGACGGGAGUGACGACAGCUUGACGACAGAGGUUGAGACGACGACGAAGAAGCUUGACGGCGAGUCAUUGAGGUUCUGCACAUCUCGAUUGCAUAUGCCAAUUGCACAUAUCAACACACAUACAUACAUCUGAAGUUCUACACCAGCUCGGCCAGCGCAUCCAGCUCAUCAAUCCUCCUCAACCUCACACCACAACCACAAACCACACACCUACCACUACACACCCCAACAACCACCCACCAUGUCCACGCAACCACUCCUCCAAUCCGCCCCCGGCAAACGCAUCGCUCUCCCCACCCGCAUCGAGCCCAAAGUCUUCUUCGCCAACGAGCGCACCUUCCUCUCCUGGCUCAACUCAACCAUCAUCCUCGGCGCCCUCGCGCUCGGGAUGUUAAACUUCGGCGACCGCCCCGCCUUCAUCUCCGCGUUCUUGUUCACGGGGAUCAGUAUCGCGACGAUGAUUUAUGCGUUGAUUACGUAUCAUUGGAGGGCGAGGAGUAUUAGGAGGAGGGGGCAGGCGGGGUUUGAUGAUCGGUUCGGUCCGAGUGUGUUGGCGGUUGUGUUGGUGGUGGCGGUGGGGGUGAAUUUUGUGUUGAGGAUUGGGUAUGGGGGGAAGAAGGAUGGGAAGAACUGAGGAGGGGGAGAUGGGGGUAGAUAUGGAGGUCUGACGGUGGUACAAAGUUGUGGUGGUGUACAAACGAGCGGGGUGUACAGACAGUAGCAUGGUGGCACGGUGAUACAACGGCGGAAGUGGCGACACGAAGCGGGAGAUGGGCGGGUGUACAGAACGAAACAGAACACAGCGGCGUUUCUAGACGCGCGUGAGUGUGCAGGGCGAUUGGGGG
This is a messenger RNA of Pseudogymnoascus verrucosus, 1110 nucleotides long. It is a transcript of the gene VTC1, whose product is annotated as vacuolar transporter chaperone. Bases 507 to 899 code for a protein of 130 amino acids. The transcript has a single exon. The record is from RefSeq and is a predicted model, not a curated record. Lineage: Eukaryota; Fungi; Ascomycota; Leotiomycetes; Thelebolales; Thelebolaceae. Gene Ontology annotation, cellular component: fungal-type vacuole membrane; vacuolar transporter chaperone complex.